This is a messenger RNA of Annulohypoxylon truncatum, 1628 nucleotides long. Its product is annotated as actin family. NCBI's taxonomy places the organism in Eukaryota, Fungi, Ascomycota, Sordariomycetes, Xylariales, Hypoxylaceae. The coding region runs from base 230 to 1402 and encodes 390 amino acids. Gene Ontology annotation, molecular function: actin filament binding. Gene Ontology annotation, cellular component: Arp2/3 protein complex; actin cortical patch. Gene Ontology annotation, biological process: Arp2/3 complex-mediated actin nucleation. The record is from RefSeq and is a predicted model, not a curated record. The transcript is spliced from 3 exons.
CUCAAUGGAAUGCUACAACUGUACUUACCUCCAACUGGACCUGGUUUCAUUAAUUCAAGUACCUGAGUGAACUGAACUGACGAGCGCCUCAACUCCAAAUCCAACCCCGCCAUCCAAGCUACGAGCUGCCUGGCCAACUGCAGCCUACACGAAUCAACGCCAAUAUACUCCAAAUUUCAUCCUUAGACGUGUACGGCCUGCCUCUCGUUACCAAGGGAGUUAUUAAAUCAUGGCUGCUCCUCCUAUCGUUCUCGAUGGAGGUACCGGUUUUUUAAAGGUCGGAUACGCCGCACAGAAUUUCCCCGAAUUUCAAUAUCCAUCUAUUGUCGGCCGACCGAUCCUACGAACGGAAGAGAAAAACAAUGACAAUGACAUCGUCCUCAAGGAUAUCAUGUGCGGUGAUGAGGCGGCGGCGGCGCGGACCAUGCUUCAGAUCUCCUAUCCUAUGGAGAACGGUAUCGUCAAGAAGUGGGAUGACAUGCAACACCUGUGGGAUUACACAUUCUACGAAAAGAUGAAGAUUGACCCGAGGGGUCGCAAGAUUCUGCUUACCGAACCACCUAUGAACCCCCUGAAGAACCGAGAACAGAUGUGCGAGGUUAUGUUCGAACGAUAUGGCUUUGGCGGUGUCUACGUUGCUAUUCAAGCCGUUCUGGCUUUAUACGCGCAAGGUUUAAGCUCCGGUGUUGUCGUCGAUUCUGGUGACGGAGUUACCCACAUUGUCCCUGUCUACGAGUCUGUUGUCCUCAACCAUCUUACUCGAAGACUUGACGUGGCCGGUCGAGACGUGACACGUAACCUGAUCGCCCUUCUCUUGCGAAGAGGUUAUGCACUUAACCGAACGGCCGAUUUCGAGACUGUACGACAGAUUAAGGAGAAGCUUUGCUAUGUGUCAUACGACCUGGAACUGGAUAAGCGUCUUAGUGAGGACACGACAGUACUGGUGGAAAGUUACACCCUGCCCGAUGGUCGAGUAAUCCGAGUAGGUAGCGAGAGAUUCGAGGCUCCCGAAUGUCUCUUCCAGCCUCACUUGGUAGAUUGCGAACAGCCGGGCAUUGCCGAGUUCCUGUUCAACACCAUUCAGGCCGCCGACGUCGACGUUCGCUCUUCUCUCUUCAAAGCUAUUGUCCUCUCCGGUGGAAGCAGCAUGUAUCCAGGCUUGCCGUCACGACUAGAGAAGGAACUCAAGCAAUUAUGGCUCACACGUGUUCUUGGUGGCAAUCCCGAACGACUGAACAAAUUCAAGGUUAGGAUAGAGGAUCCCCCUCGCCGUCGACACAUGGUCUUCUUGGGUGGUGCGGUGCUGGCCAAUAUCAUGGCGGACAAGGAGAGCAUGUGGAUCACGCAACAAGAGUGGGCAGAACAAGGGCCGAGGAUCCUGGAAAAACUAGGACCGCGAUAGAAAACUGAACGGUUCAUGAUUCGAGCAUGCGAUGCAGAAAUUUAGAGUUGAACGAUCAUGGUGUUUUACGAAGUUGUAGCAAAAAUGAUUUAAAAUGGUUUUAGCCCAAGGCGCCAUCGUCGUUUUUAUUUCACCCAAUCCAUCCCAGUCGAUAUAUCUGUGUCUUGUUCGUCCGGUUCCUCUAGUCGUACGUUUUGAUCGUCGUGUAUGUGUAACUGACUUGAAC